Molecule: messenger RNA, 762 nt
Organism: Oryza brachyantha (malo sina)
Lineage: Eukaryota; Viridiplantae; Streptophyta; Magnoliopsida; Poales; Poaceae
Product: putative F-box/LRR-repeat protein 9
Molecular function (GO): protein binding
Source: RefSeq, a predicted model, not a curated record
AUGGACGUCGUGGUGACGCUGCCGGCGCCGGAGACGAGGGACUGGUCGGAGCUCCCGCCGGACGCGCUCUCGGUGGUCUUCGCCAAGCUCGGCGCCGUGGAGAUCCUCAUGGGGGCAGGUCUGGUGUGCCGCUCAUGGCUCCGCGCGGGCAAGCAGCCUCGCCUGUGGCGACGCGUCGACAUGGCGCACCACCAUGCGGCUUGUUGCGCAAUGGCGAACGUGGCCGUGGACCUCUCUGACGGCCGGCUGGAGGUGUUCGAGCCGAACAGCUUCGUUAACGAUGACCUCCUCGUAUAUGUUGCCGACAGUUGUCAGGUAACUGUAUUUCGGAAGAUAAAUAUAAUGAUUCUAGUGAAUUCGUAUACGGGCAGGUCGCCUUGUGUGAAGAGCCUCCGUCUCGAGUGUUCCUCGCCGAUGGUCUCCGAAAGGGGAUUAGCCCAGCUGAUCAGCAUGACUCCGCAGCUGGAGGAACUCGUGCUGCAGUGGCCUCUCCAUACCACGCACCUCGACGUGGCUUCGCUUGGGAUCGCAAAGCUGCACCAGCUGCGGCACCUCAAUGUUCUCGCCGACAACACGAUCGAUGACAAAAAGGAGCUGACGAACAUCAUCGACGGCUGCCCUCACCUGGAACUUCUCGACGUAAGCAGGUCCAUCGUGUUUGACGUCGUCGACGAUGUGCUACUAGCCAAGUGUGCCACGAUCAAGAUCACUCUCAAGCCGCCCUUCUUCUUUGAUAUUGGUGCUAUCGACUUAUGAUCGAUC